Messenger RNA from Penaeus chinensis, 2525 nucleotides. RefSeq lists its product as uncharacterized. The coding region runs from base 1 to 792 and encodes 263 amino acids. The transcript has 5 exons. Lineage: Eukaryota; Metazoa; Arthropoda; Malacostraca; Decapoda; Penaeidae. The record is from RefSeq and is a predicted model, not a curated record. Gene Ontology annotation, molecular function: protein binding.
AUGCUUUAUACAUUUAACCCAAUGCCAACAGGCAUGUCAUGUAAUUACGUGCUAUGUCCACUCAGCGACGCCGGAAUCUGCGGCCGCUACUUCGUCAUUCAGAAGGUCGUCCUUAGCGAUGACCCAUUACGUAUCGUGGAUGUUAGGGUCUACGUUGCUGACUCUAACCUUGACUGCGAGGCGUUACUCCACGAGCUUAUCUUAGACCGCCCUUCAAGUACGGUGAAAUUUCCCUUUAAAAUCACGGCCAUGAUCAUCCACGUGCGAGACACAGACGGGACAAUGAGUUCUGUUGAAGCACAACCGACGGACACAAUCCACACGCUCAGGGUGAAGAUAAUGUUAGAAGGCAUACCCCUAAGUGACUAUCGGGCACUCGUAUUUAACGGGGAGCGUUUAUGGGACAGCAAAGCAACGGUCUCCAGCUACGGCAUCAGAGACGAAGACUGUGUGGAUGUCAAAACUGUUUAUGUGGCCCAAGCUAUGACUGGAUUUUACGUUAACGUUGUCCAGCCGGAAGGGGAGGUUAUCAGGGUAGUGGCGGACGAAGCGGUGCCCGUGAUACAGAUCAAGCACGAAGUGGCACGCGUAGCGGGUGUGGAGGCGAGGAAGCAGCAGCUGAAGGCGGGCAGCGAAGAUAUGAAGGACGAGAAGAGGCUGAGAGACUAUGGCAUCACCGAGGAUGCUGUUGUGUGGAUGGAGAUCGAGGGCGGGACUAAGAGCAGGAGAGAUAAAAGAAGGGAAGGAGCAGGGGACGACAGCCUGAAGAAUGUGUUGCUAUCUCGGCCAUGAUCAUCCACGUGCGAGACACAGACGGGACAAUGAGUUCUGUUGAAGCACAACCGACGUACACAAUCCACACGCUCAGGGCGAAGAUAAUGUUAGAAGGCAUACCCCUAAGUGACUAUCGGGAACUCGAGUUUAAUGGGGAGUGUUUAUGGGACAGCAAAGCAACGGUCUCCAGCUACGGCAUCAGGGACGAAGAUGUGAUACAUGUUGGGAAUAUGAUAAUUUUCGGUGAGGAACAAGCUAUGACUGGAUUUUGCGUUAACGUUGUCCAGCCGGAAGGGGAGGUUAUCAGGGUAGUGGCGGACGAAGCGGUGCCCGUGAUACAGAUCAAGCACGAAGUGGCACGCGUAGCGGGUGUGGAGGCGAGGAAGCAGCAGCUGAAGGCGGGCAGUGAAGAUAUGAAGGACGAGAAGAGGCUGAGAGACUAUGGCAUCACUGAGGAUGCUGUUGUGUGGAUGGAGAUCGAGGGCGAGACUAAAAGCAGGAGAGAGAAAAGAAAAGAAAGGGAAGGAGCAGGGGACGACAGCCUGAAGAAUGUGUUGCUGUUUGCUUCCCUUCUGGUGUUAGUUCCUCUCAGUGUGUGGCUGGUCUAUAAACGUGGGAGUAAAAAUUAGUAAUGCGUUAUGUAAUUUCAUUUUUAUCAUUGCUGAUACUAAUGCAGAUGACUGAAGAAUAUGUUUCUCUGUAUAUUUAUAUACCUACAUUACAUGUUUUAUGUAUAAAUAUAUAUUUACAUGCACACAUGUAUAUCUAACACACUCUUAUUAUGCAUUCUGCCAUCGCAAAUGACUGCUCUUAAGCACACGACAAAAGUUAAUCCCAAUCUGCUAACAUUCAUCUAAGUGUGCAAUCGAACACAGAAUUUUGAGCUUUGUAAUUGCACAGGCUGUGCACUGGGCAUAAUGGCAGUUUUGAAUGGCUUCGUAAUUUCCCACUUGUACCCCAGAACGAGCUGAAUCCUGUGCGUGUGAUCAGGAUUGGCGGCGGAUGGAAGUUCUGAUCAAGGACUACAUAAGAUCUUUACUUAUAUAGACCUUGGCUCUGAUAAGGGGUGAUCACGCAAGCAUUUCAUCACCAACAAACGCCUGGUCUCAUUGGACACGCAAGAAUUCCCAUGUCCAAGGGCUGGUCCUCGGCGCACGGUCAGCAGUGUUCGGAGACGAAAUUUCUUGUGUAUGCAUUUUAAAGACUUAUGUCUAUCGCAUUGAGGUUUUAUUAAAUACGUGACAUUUUAAGUGUAUUUGGGACUGAUUAUCUCUGUAUGAAAUUAAAUUUUGUAUUUUAGCGCGAGUUUGAAAACAUAAACAAACACUCCUUUCAUUUCUUGUUAAGCAGGAGCACACCUACAUUUGUCUGUUCUUUCGUUCCUUGACACAUAUUUGUGAAUACGUAGUCAAGAAUUCUGCGAGAAGGACCAUGCCUCCUCCAGUAAUGCAAGCCAUGUUUGCUCACUGAAAGGAUGCCUUUGGGCCAUAGUCAUAUUGAAGCGUGACCUGUGUGCGCCCAGAACGAGCAGACUUUUGCGGGCGGCCACAGUUGGUGAUGAAAAUGGUCUUGUGGACGCGAGAUGCCAUUAGGAGAACCUGCCAACCCACUCAUGCUUUUGUUCAGUCUGAAAGCAACUGGAACUGCUUUACAUAUCCUCAUUGAGUUCAGCAUGUAUUUUCAUUUUAUGUUCUAGAUAAAUUGUCUCUAUAUAUUUUGCUAUUGAUAUUCUUCAAUAAACAGAGCAUUUA